AUGGCAUCUGUCCCCCUCCCAGGUGACCGGCUCCUGCAGGUGGAUGGAGUGAGUCUGUGUGGCCUCACCCACAAGCAGGCUGUGCAGUGCCUCAAGGGUUCUGGGCAGGUUGCAAGACUGGUCUUAGAGAGAAGAGGCCCCAGGACCACACAGCAGUGUCCGUCUAUUAAUGGCAGGAUGGGAGAUGGAGGCACGGCUGUUUCCUUGGCAACAGCCUUGCCUGGCAGGCCUGCGAGCUGUGUCUCAGUGACAGAUGGUCCUAAGUUUGAAGUCACUCUGAAAAAGAAUGCCAGUGGCUUGGGGUUCAGCUUCAUGCAGAUGGAGAGAGAGAGCUGCAGUCAUCUCAAGAAUGAUCUUGUGAGAAUUAAGAGGCUCUUCCCAGGGCAGCCGGCGGAGGAGAACGGGGCCAUUGCAGUUGGUGACAUUAUCCUGGCGGUGAACGGACGGCCCACAGAAGGCCUCGUCUUCCAGGAGGUGCUCCAUUUACUGCGAGGCGCAUCACAGGAAGUCACGCUCCUACUUUGCCGACCCCCUCCAGGAGCACUGCCUGAGAUAGACCAGGGAUGGCAGACAACCGUGCUCUCGGCAGACAAAGAAUUCACCAGGACAACCUGCACUGACUCUGAGCAGAGCCCCAGUCUGGAUCAAGAGGAUGGGCGGAGGGACAGUGCCUCCCCCGACGAAGGGGAAAGCCUGGGUCCCAGGCCAGAGUCCUUCCAAAAGGCCACCGGCGAGGCACAAUGGGACCAGGAUGUAGAGAGACCCUGGGCCACUUCCUUGAUGCGUCCUCAGGAUUUCCCCCCUCAUUUAUGCAGACCUCACCAAGAAAUGGAUGCCUCAACCUUGGUCACCUCUUUGGAAAGGGAUAUGAGGCAAAACUGCUAUUCGGUUUGUGAUAUCAGGGGGCUUGAAAGAUUUUCCUGCUCACCCUCUCUAACUAGGCUUUCGACAGAUGUUUUCUGA
This is a messenger RNA of Suricata suricatta (meerkat), 963 nucleotides long. Its product is annotated as putative protein FRMPD2-like. NCBI's taxonomy places the organism in Eukaryota, Metazoa, Chordata, Mammalia, Carnivora, Herpestidae. The record is from RefSeq and is a predicted model, not a curated record. The transcript has 6 exons. Gene Ontology annotation, molecular function: protein binding. Bases 1 to 963 code for a protein of 320 amino acids.